This is a messenger RNA of Leptosia nina, 426 nucleotides long. Lineage: Eukaryota; Metazoa; Arthropoda; Insecta; Lepidoptera; Pieridae. The record is from the annotation of a GenBank genome assembly.
AUGAGUAAAGCCGCUACAAUUGCUGAAUUGUUUACUAAAACAAUCGCCACUACCAAAUGUUUCGAUCAAAACUUACGUAAGGUUAAAGUCGUUUGUUGUUCUAAUGGGAAACUAUUGACGGAGUUCAAAGUGGGCCCUGAACAUUUGAACCAAAGAGGCACACUUCACGGAGGUUUUAUCGCCCAUUUAGUUGAUGCUGUGUCCACUUAUGCCUUAACAGCUAAUGAAGGUGUUGAGACAAGAGGAGUAUCUAUAGAUCUUAGUGUAAGUUAUAUGAAUGCUGCAAGAGAAGGUGAAGAUGUCGAAGUGGAGGCUGUUACAAAAAAAAUAGGAAAAAAGAUAGCUUUUCUUGAAGUGGAAGUGAGAAAUAAAACUAAGAAUCAAUUAUUGGCUAUAGGAAGGCAUACUAAAUAUGUAGGAAUUUGA